Physcomitrium patens is the source of this 752-nucleotide messenger RNA. RefSeq lists its product as uncharacterized. Gene Ontology annotation, cellular component: ribosome. Gene Ontology annotation, biological process: translation. NCBI's taxonomy places the organism in Eukaryota, Viridiplantae, Streptophyta, Bryopsida, Funariales, Funariaceae. The record is from RefSeq and is a predicted model, not a curated record. Gene Ontology annotation, molecular function: structural constituent of ribosome; small ribosomal subunit rRNA binding.
AAACCCUAGAAUUAUAGAUCGAGAACCUCUCAGUGUCUGUGUAGGCGAGUCUGGCUAUGGCGGUCUGAGCUUGGCGUGAGGAAUCAGGAUUUGGGGGGUUGUCCGAGGUUAACGUAACCAUGCCGCUUUACGAUUUUGUGGUGAUGGUGAAGCCCGCCGUGGACCGGCGCGGCCUGGUGGAGUUGAUGAAACGGCUCGGGGAGCGUGUUUACUCUCGUAAUGGAGUUGUGACUAACAUUAAGUCGUUCGGUCGUGUUAACUUGGCGUAUGGCAUCAGGAAACGCGAUGGCCGAUUCUUUGAGGGUCAAAUGAUGCAAAUGUCAAUCAUGGUACCACCAGCAUUUCCACAGGAAUUGAAUUUCCUGAACAAAGAUGAGAGGCUUUUGCGAUGGAUGUUGAUCAAGAACCGGGGAAACAACUGGUCUAAAGUAGGGAAAGAAACUUAGUUUACGGAGAGACUUGAGUGGAGCUCGGGAACUUGCACUACCAUAUUGCUUGAAAUUAGUGACUUCAUAGAAUAGAGAGAAUUUUUCUGGCGUACCCACCAUCCCCGACCAGGCUGUUGGUUCCUCGAGGAUGCUCGGCAUUAUUUGAUGAUCCGUUUAAGUGUUACGAGUGUACAGGAAACUCGUGUUGUUUGCACCCUGUCCGGACGAUUGGAUUAACCUAGACUUGUACCCUGCAAAACACUUGUACAGCUUUUGCGAAUGUUCUGAUCCAAAUAUCAAAAACAUCCAGGGAUUGAAGUCUAA